Messenger RNA from Acaulospora colombiana, 918 nucleotides. The record is from the annotation of a GenBank genome assembly. Lineage: Eukaryota; Fungi; Glomeromycota; Glomeromycetes; Diversisporales; Acaulosporaceae.
AUGUUUUGUGGUGCGGGUGGAUUGUCGGAAGGUGCCCGGCAGGCCGGAUUCUUGGUGAAGUGGGGUGUGGAUAAUAAUACUUCCUCGAUCGAGACUUUUUCGUACAACCAUCACCAGGCGAUUACCUACAAUAUGGACAUUGGAUAUUUCAUGGAUAACUACAUCAGAAACGUCCAAAAGGUCGACGUACUAUUGGCUGCACCUCCAUGUCAGGGGUUUACCGGGGCAAAUACGCGUGGCAACAUAAUCGACAUGACAACAAAUAUGGUGUUGGCAAUGAACGUUCCUCAAGCAGUGAACAUUUUGAGGCCAAAGGUUUUGGUGUUUGAAAAUGUCAAAGGAUUUUGUAAUCAAAGGAAGAGUAAUGCAAUGUACAGAUUAUUUACUAAUGAUUUGAUGGAUGCCGGAUAUAAAUUCAAAACUACGGUUUUGAAAGCCUCAGAUUAUGGUAUAUGUCAACGCCGAGAGAGGUUUUUAUUACUGGCCGUACCGCAAGAGUCCAAUUUUCCUGAUUGGCCUGAGCCCACCCACUUUAUCGACGGCGAAAUCUCCACGCAGGCCCGGACAAAUUAUAUCGCAAAGGGUCUCAUUCCAACACCCACAGUGGACGUGGCGUUUCGAGGAUUAACAACAGCAGCACCGAACAUGGAUUAUCUAAAAACGGUUCCAUACCACUUGAGACGUCUAAAAGCUAACCAGAUCCCAUCGACUGUACUUUGCACAAUUAAUCCGGGCUGGGACAACAUUCAUCCUACGGAAUUUCGUCAUAUUUCGCCGCGAGAAUCUGCAAGACUACAGAGUUUUCCCGACUCAUAUGUGUUUAAAGGGAACCUCAAUUCACAGUAUAGGCAAGUUGGAAAUUCCGUACCACCGUUGUUGGCACAGGCGAUCAUGAAAGAAGUUAGACGCGUGAUUUAG